CCCCACUACCUUUACUUUAAGAGCUGCCCGAGACUGGAUCGUGAGUAGUUCUAUGUAGUGUUCAAUACAGACAGGUAAAACUAGGUGUGGAGAGGGUAACUUUUCAUGAGGAGAAACACCCUCACAUAUGCCGUCACAUGCUGAUACACAUGUUCAUAUUCAAAAAUGUUAAACAGCCGUUAAAGUGUAUUUACAUAUCACGCGAGAAAAACAUAUAAUAUGAAAGAACGAUGAAUAAAACUUCGCAUUUCUUGAGCCGCGGUUUCACUCUAUGAAUUGAAGCAUCAGUAUUUGACGUUCCAUUAGAUAGGUUCGCGACUUCGUACCGCUUAGGUUAUUUUUUUAAAUGGAAGAGGUCGCAAGUCGCUCUCUAGAUUUACGUCUAGACGGUAAUGAUCAAAUCAUCGAGAUAGAUGAUGAGAACUCGUGUGGAAACGACAAUGAUACCGAGUGCGAACGGGAAAUCCCGUACGGGGAGUGUACACCGCGGCAGGCAUCGAGUAGACACAUGGACAACUCAAUUUUUAAUACAAUUUCUAAAAUUGUUAACCCCACGGCAAAGGUACCAGAAAUCCAAGAUUUCAAAAUUGUGAAACCUAUAAGCCGUGGUGCAUUUGGCAAAGUAUUCCUUGGAUACAAGAAGUCCAAUCCUGAGAAGUUGUAUGCGAUUAAAGUAAUGAAGAAAAAUGAAAUGAUAAACAAGAAUAUGGCCUCACAAGUUAUAAUUGAGCGGAAUGCAUUGGCUUUAACUCAUAGUCCUUAUUGCGUACAAUUAUUUUAUUCGCUGCAGUCCCUGAGCAGUGUUUACUUAGUAAUGGAAUAUAUGGUGGGUGGAGAUCUUAAGAGCUUGCUGGGUGUAUAUGGGUACAUGGAAGAGUCCAUGGCAGCUUUUUAUACUGCAGAAGUAUGUCUCGCGUUGGAAUAUCUUCACUCUCACGGAAUUGUACAUAGAGAUUUAAAACCAGAUAAUAUGCUUCUGUCACGAGAGGGACAUGUUAAACUUACAGAUUUUGGGCUUAGUAAAAUAUCCUUGCAUAGGGAUUUAGAAAUAUCUGAUUUAGUUAAUUGUACACCUAGUCUCUGUAUUAGAACACCAGGACAGCUUCUGUCAUUAACGUCGCAUUUGUCUUUUGGCUCUGGACAGAGAUCCACUAGCGACUCCAAUCUCAGUGAUGGAAGCACGCCCGGUGUUAACUUACUGCCUGCAUUACAACGGAAGUGUACUAAAUUUCCGUCGUCGCCAUGCUCUGUCGUUUCCUCUGCUGCAUCGGAAGAUUAUUCUCGAGUAUCUGGUGUUACUCCCUUUCAAUCAGCCGAGGAUCUCCGAUUAGGGGAACGUUUUAGAGAGAAUAUUAUAAUUGAAGGCAAUAAUGACGAAGAGACUGAAGAGAGUAGCUCUGGAAGUUAUCACACGUGCGAAGCAUCUUCUAUUCGCGCUAAUAGUGGAUUGAAUCAAAACGUGGACGACGAAGAUGAGUCUACGCUGGAAGCAGAACGCUCUGAACGUACUUUUUUCCAUACUAGCCCUUUGAGCACAUGUGUUAACACGGUCGCAAGAGGUUCUAAAAGGAAGAGGGCUCCAGCACUAGGUACAACGGGCUUAACGUGUGAGAUAAAUGCAAUGGAUUUAGAAGUAGACAAAACACCAAAACGGAAGAACCGUGGCUGCAUAUUUUCUAGGAGUCCUAUGAACUCCACCAUUUCAGAAUCAUUGAAAGAAUCAGACAAUGCUAAUAGCGUAACCGGAGGACAAGAAAAAGGAUCAGGUGGGAGGGUCGCCUUCAGUACACCAGUGUCAUUCACGAAACAAAAAGAAAGGGCUAUUCAAAAAAGUAACAAUGAGGAAGAAGAGGAGAAAGAUGGUGUAGAAACAGUACCAUUGGUUAAGACUACAAGGUUUCAACUUCCACCACCUAUGUCAGCACACUCAGCUACCAAUAUACCAAUAGAUACGUCGGAGCAACACCGCUCUCCUCAAGGUAUAUCUCCUAUCAAGACCCCGGCAAGUUCAGGCAAUUGCUACACACCUUAUAGAACACCAAAGUCUGUUAGAAGAGGCCAGGUUGGCGUCAACAGGUCAGACGACCGUAUACUUGGAACGCCGGAUUAUUUAGCUCCGGAGCUACUUUUGAAACAAGGUCAUGGUCCUGCGGUGGAUUGGUGGGCUUUAGGUGUUUGUCUUUUUGAAUUCUGUACCGGUGUCCCGCCGUUCAACGAUGAAACACCACAAGCAGUGUUCGCCAAUAUUUUAGCCAAAGACAUUCCAUGGCCGGAGGACAACGAAGCUCUGUCGACAGAAGCCACAGAGGCCAUCGAUGCACUUCUAACUCUAGACCAACACGAGCGCCCUUCUGCGAAGGAAGUGCGGACUAUGAAUCUUUUCCAAGAUUUCCCUUGGAACGAUUCGCUUAAAACCGUUCCACCAUUUGUUCCUCAACCUGAUGACAACUACGACACAUGUUAUUUUCAAGCACGGAACAUAAUGCAACACUUGAACGUGAGCAACUGUGACACGUGAUCAUUAGGAAAACUGUUUUUUGCGCUACCUGGUCUAUCAUGGGAGUAGACGUCAUUAACACAAAGAUUGUUACAACG
Nomia melanderi (Alkali bee) is the source of this 2595-nucleotide messenger RNA. It is a transcript of the gene gwl, whose product is annotated as serine/threonine-protein kinase greatwall. Gene Ontology annotation, cellular component: nucleus. Gene Ontology annotation, biological process: peptidyl-serine phosphorylation; intracellular signal transduction. Gene Ontology annotation, molecular function: protein serine/threonine kinase activity; ATP binding. The record is from RefSeq and is a predicted model, not a curated record. NCBI's taxonomy places the organism in Eukaryota, Metazoa, Arthropoda, Insecta, Hymenoptera, Halictidae.